AUGGCGAAGAUUUACACGAACCAAAAAACCCAGUUUGAAAAUGGCGAAACUUUCAGAAGGCUUUCGCGAGAUUCCGAGAUUCGAUACGUGGGAUUUAUGGACAGGCAGCUGCCGGAAAGACAAAAACGACUGCUUGAUUCGAUAAAAGAAGGUCGCGCCGAGAUUUGCUUCAUCAAUACGGGCAUCCACAUUCGACUGCAUUUUUUCCCUUACGCUCUUGACAGCGUACAUGGAAUGAUGCCGCCAAAAGAGUACUGCGACUUCGAGAAAGAACCGGGCAAAUUGUGGUUUCGUUCUCCCAUGAUCAUGAACGGUGUAUGUUGCUCUGCUGUCGGAUAUCUCAACUUGACGAAACUUGACGGGACAGCAAGGCUUGAGUUCGAUCCUGACUACGCAAGGUAUGAGGAAGUGCGUUGCAACGGGCGAACUGCGCCAGACCCAGAGGAACCAAACAACAAUCGGAGCUCAUCGACUUCUACGUCGAAGACAGAACCUACUUCCACCUCCCAAAACGAAGCCAGUAAUACGGGCGUAAAUACAGCCGCGCCUGCGCAAUACGCUGGUCAAAAUGGGCAGGUUCCAAUUGUGUCUGUCCAACAGAGCCAGAAUCCGCCGCCGCCAGCAGAGCUGCCAUCUGUUCAAUUCGCCGAUACUCACUCUCCUGCCACUUACUGA
Molecule: messenger RNA, 675 nt
Organism: Oikopleura dioica
Lineage: Eukaryota; Metazoa; Chordata; Appendicularia; Copelata; Oikopleuridae
Source: the annotation of a GenBank genome assembly